Molecule: messenger RNA, 1254 nt
Organism: Naumovozyma castellii
Lineage: Eukaryota; Fungi; Ascomycota; Saccharomycetes; Saccharomycetales; Saccharomycetaceae
Gene: TLG2
Product: t-SNARE syntaxin TLG2
Exons: 1
Coding region: 1-1254 (417 amino acids)
Source: RefSeq, a predicted model, not a curated record
AUGUUUAGAGAUAGAACCAACUUAUUUCUAUCGUACCGUCGUACUUUUCCUCAUAAUGCCCAAUUUUCCACAAUUGGAAGUGGAAGGAAACCAUUUCAAGACAACGAAAAUGUGGGAGAUCUUGAUUUAGAGGCUUAUCCUAUGGUGGAUAUGGAUUCCACUAGCUCUAGUGGUAAAUUGGAUACAUUACCCCCAUUAUUUGUGGAAAUUGCAAGAGAUAUUGAUGAAUAUUUGAUAGAAGUGGCGUCGUUGAUGGGGAAAUUAACUAAACUGUAUAAGAAGAAUUCAUUGCCUGGUUUUGAAGACAAGAGUCGUGAUGAGAGCGUCAUUGAGGACUUAAGUUAUAAGGUUAUUCAGAACUUCCAAAAAUGUUACAAUAUCACCAAGAAGUUGGAAAAAAUAUUUAACACGCAGAUGAUGGAGGGCAAACAGUUAAAUAAAGGGGAAUUGAUUAUCUUAGAUAAUAUUUUAAAAAGAUAUGCGCAAAAGAUCCAAGGUGAGAGUAACAGAUUUAGAGUACUGCAGAAUAGUUAUUUGAAAUUUUUGAAUAAAGAUGAUUUGAAACCAAUUUCGGCAAAGCCAGAAAGUGAUACGUCUCAAAUGUUAUUGUUCGAGAUGGAGGAUAAUGAGCAAUCAAACGUGGAAGCACAGCAAGACAUUGAUGCAUAUUCAAGGAAGACUUUACAGCGACAACAAGAGUUAACUACGACAAAUGAAUCUAGUCAACAAUUUUUACAACAAAGAGAUGAAGAAAUUACCCAAUUGGCCAAGGGUGUCCUUGAAGUGAGUACUAUUUUCAGAGAGAUGCAAGGUCUUAUUAUAGACCAAGGGACAGUGGUGGACCGGAUUGAUUAUAAUUUGCAAAACACAACGAUUCAAUUGAAAGAGGCAAAUAAAGAGUUGGGACAAGCAACAGUUUAUCAAAAAAGGACCCAAAAAUGUAAGAUCAUUUUGCUGCUAAGUCUAUGUGUGAUAGCCUUAUUUUUCUUUGUUAUGUUGAAACCAAGUAGCAGUGGUGGUGGUGGUGGUGGUGAAGGAAGUAGAAGUCAUACUGAUAAACAAGAGGAUCAUAAGACACCUAGCAGGCCCAAGGAAAACAACAAUUCACCGGCAAAUAAUAUAGAUGAAUCAAGACCUGAAAUAGAGUUAAAACCGGAAACUGAAGAUGUAAAGGGAGCGCUUGAAGAUAAUACUGUGCGAGAUCUGUUGGAUGAUACAGUUAUUGAUGAAAAACUGCGAAUCGCCAUUAUAUAG